AGACAUUUUUGUUACGUGAGAAAACUCCUAAGCGGAAGAAGAAAGCUGCAGCCAGUAAAAUGUCUGCAGUUUAUUCGCCGCAGCCGCCGCCGUCGCAGCAGCAGCCACCGGCACAGCAUCCGCCAGGAUCUGUGCAGUUGCCGCCACCGCAGGCGCCGCCACAGCAACAGCAGCAAUCACAACAACAGCAGCAACAACAACAGCCGCCUGGCAGUGGACAAGGGCCGCCAGGUGGCGGCGGAGUUGGCCCCAUGGGACCGAUGGGUCCGAUGCAGCAACGCGUUGGCCCUGGCCCCGUUGGCAAUCCCGUUGGUGGUGUCGGUGUUGGGGUUAUGAUGGGCACACCACCAAAUCCGAAUCCACAACGUGGCGGCGUGCCCACUCAGCAAGUCAACUCGGCACAAAUACAAAAGAUGCUCGACGAGAAUUGUGGCCUGAUCCAGGCCAUACAGGACUUUCAAAAUAUGGGAAAGUCACAGGAAUGCAUGAGUUACCACGUGGCUUUGCACAGAAAUCUGGUCUACUUAGCGCAACUCGCCGAUCCCCAAAUGAAUAUUGCCCAAAUUCUGCCUCCGCCGCAUCUAUUGCAAACGCAGGCCAUGCAACAGGGCAAUCAGCCACCGGCUCCUCAUGGCAUGUCGGGCGUGGGUGUGCCACCGCCUGGACAGCAGCAGCAGGUGCAAGGGCAACAGGGUCCUGGAGCUGGACCACCGCCGCCGGGCAGUGUCAUUCAGUCGCAGAUGAUGCAACAUGCGGGAGAUGCUGGCGUUGGUCCCGUACAAAUGCCAUCCUAUCCGGGCCAACAACCACAGCCAACGCAUCCGGGCAUGCCGCCCAGCGCUCAACAGCAAUCUCAGCAGCAACAACAGCAGCAGCAGCAACAGCAACAACAACAACAACAACAACAACAAGCCGGACAAGUGCAGCAAACGCCGCAAGUUAGCCAGGCUGGCGGACCUCAGCCGCAGGCUGCCUACCGCAACGUACAGGCCGGCGCUGGUCAGACACAGGUCGUGGUCAAUGCAGCACCCAACCAGCAGCAGCAGCAGCAGAGGCCCAACAAUGGGCCGCUGCCUCCUGGACAGAAUCAGGCCACUCCACCGCAACAGCAACAGCAGCCCCCCAACCAGCAGCAGCAGCAGCCACAACAGGGUCCGGGCUUGGUGCCGCCACCGCAAGCACAGUAUCGUGUCAGCUAUCAGCAGCAACAGCAACAGCAGCAGCAUGGCCAUUAUCCGGGCUAUCCGCCUCAAUCGCAGCCACAGUACCAGCCACAAAAUGCGUACCCGUAUGGACCGCCCGGUCAGGGCUAUGGGCCGCCACCUCCGCCGCCAAAUGCUCAGGCUGCAUAUCAUCAUGCGGGAAUGCCGCCAACGUCAACGGCAAGUGGUGCGCAGGGGGUGGUGCACGCUUAUCAACCGAAUCCAAACACUGGUGGUGUUGCAGCCGGUGGUCAGCAACAGCAAGCACCUCCGCCAGGUGCAUAUCCGCCGCCACCACCAGGACAGCAGGUGACGCCAGGGCAGCAACCUCCACCGCCACCAGCGCAGAUGUACGGGCCUCCACCAACGGCUGGCGGACAGGCGGGACCUCCACCGCCUGGUCCACCGCAAAGUGUACUGCCCAAUCAGUAUGGCCCACCACCGCCGCAAAACGCUGGCACAGUAGCUCCCGGGCCGCCACCUAUGGGCUACGCGGGAUAUCCGCCCAAUCAGUACGGGCAGGCGGGCACGCCCGGUGCACCGCCCGGCAACUAUGGACCGCCACCCACUAGCCAAUCCCAGUCUCCGUAUCAGGCAUACCAGCAGCCUACAGGCGCACCACCCGGCAGCUAUCCUGGGCAGCCGGUGCCCGGUCCACAAAAUGCCCAGCAGGUGAGCGUUGCUGGUACAAAUUCUGGACCGCCACCGCCGCCAGCCAGCUACAGCACAGCACCCAGCCAGACGCCUCCGCCGCCACAGCAACAGUCGGGGCCCAACCAGCAGCAACAGGCGGGCAAUCCCAAUGGCCCCAAUACACCGCAAUCGACACCACCGCCGCCCAGUUCAGUAGCUGGUGUUGCGCCCAAUCAGCAAGCGCCAGGUGCAGGCGCCGCCCAGCAGCAACCACAAUAUGCUCCACAACAACAGCAACAACAGCCACUACAGCAACAACAACAGGGACAGCCUGGACAGCAGCUAAGCGCUGUUGUUUCUGGUGUUUCACCACUGCCAACACAGCAGCAGCCAACCUACUCGACACCACCCACCAGUGUGGCUGGCUAUGGAGCACCGCAACAACAACAACAACAACAGCAACAGCAGCAGCAGCAACCCCAGGGUGGUCCACCGCCGCAACAGGGCGGUCCGCCACCUGGUGGACCACCGAAUUCGAGUGCGCCACCACAGCCAAAUGGAGCAACGCCACCUAUGGCACCAAAUCAAUAUCAGCCAGCGCCUGGUUCCCAGCCAUAUGGAGCACCACCGCCGCCACCACAGGGCUAUGGACCGCCUCCACCCGGCAGCGCUUAUCCUGGGCAUGGCUACCAUCAACCGCCCCAGGCAGGUGGCUAUGCGCAGUAUCCGCCGUCGCAGGGCUAUCAGGGCUACAGACCAGCACCAGGUGGUGCACAAAUGCCACCACCAGGCGCACCACAGGGGCCCCCACCGGCAGGUGCCUAUGGUUACUAUGGCAGUCAGCCACCACAGUGAGCACACUUAAUGGCAACGACAAUUUUCGAUUGACAGCAAGAUGGAUUACAAGACCAGAAAUACGUACCGAAAUUUUCCUUCUCGUUCUAUCGCUACACUCUCUCUCCCUGUCUCUUUCUCAUUCUGUCUCCCUCUGAGCCUCUCAUGCUCUACAUCAAUUUUCAUCACAUAAAACGGUACUUGUGUCAUGCUUUCCCAUUAGAUGCGCGCGUGCGUGCGUGCGGCAGGAAUCUAAGGCAUUAUGAAAAUACUUCUAAACAUAUAUAGGAUUACAUUACUUUGUAUUUGUAGCAAUUGUAAUUGAGCCAAGCGUCGAGACGCGUCCAUUAGGCAUAUAACUCUACCAUACGCAGCAUACAUACACAUAUUUAAUUCAUACAAUUGUCAACUAUGCCUACAUAUAUACGAUCUAAUUACCAUUUUCGUUUUAAAUGUGUGCUUGCUCUUAUAUAUAUUUUUUUUUUUUAAAUUUCUAAUUACUAUCUUUAUUUUGUGUGCGUGGCUGCGUAAGUGCGUCUAUGUGUGAGUGAGUGAGUGAGUGACUAAUUUAACGUUUCGUCUUAUCCGAUUGUAAAAUGUAGCCCGCAACACGCACUUAAGUAGAAUUUUUUAAUACAAUUUUACAAUAUAAAAACAAUUUACAUUUAACAAAUGGCAGAAGAAGAAUGAGAAUAACCAUGAUUUAAGUAGUAUUUAAUGAUCAAAUAUUCCAUUAACAACAAAAAACACAAAACAUUUUUCAAAAUGGACAACGCAGCGGCCAAGCUUUAUGUGUGUUUGAGUGAGUACGGUUGCUACUGCUGUCUUGCUCAAACGCAUUGUGGCGCACGCACCCUACUCUAGUUGUAAUUGUAAGCCGAAAAGGGAUAAACGAUAAGCGAUAUAAAUUAUAUAUCGCCAUCGAUAGCAUUUACAUAAUUUGAAAUUGUAUUUAAGAAACUUCAAAUGCUAAAAAGCUCAUAAAACAAAAACAACUAUUAUUUAAAAAU
Drosophila hydei is the source of this 3679-nucleotide messenger RNA. Its product is annotated as basic proline-rich protein. The record is from RefSeq and is a predicted model, not a curated record. Lineage: Eukaryota; Metazoa; Arthropoda; Insecta; Diptera; Drosophilidae. Gene Ontology annotation, biological process: positive regulation of transcription by RNA polymerase II. The coding region runs from base 60 to 2690 and encodes 876 amino acids. Gene Ontology annotation, cellular component: nucleus. Gene Ontology annotation, molecular function: transcription coactivator activity. The transcript is spliced from 5 exons.